AUGCCUGGAGCAAAUACUUCAUGGCCUGGCCGUCUGCACGAUCAUCCCGUGUUUGCUGGAGUUGAGCCUUUGCCGGGAUCUGAGAAGACGGAGGUGAUCGCUUUGAGGGGAACGGAGGUCUUUGUUGCUGUGGGAGACAAGGUUCGCUGGGCGGAUCUGAGGCCAGUGAAGCUAAAGGAGAACAGUGCAUUGGAUUACAAGACUCUUGAUACACCAGAAAUUCACUUUGGCAUCAGGCAGCUAGCUAUCAGUCCCAAUGGACGUCAAUUAGCUGUUAUCGGCGAGGAACAAGUUGCGGCCAUUACUGUUCUUCCGGCAGAGUACCUCAAGCAAGGCGCCGCUUGCAAGACUCGGAUCGUCGGCCGCAUGCACCAUAACAGCAAUUCCGGUGCGACAGUCGUGAAGACGCUCUGGCAUCCGCUCUCGAGGUCGGGUCAGACGUUGCUUGUCCUCGGCUCUGAUACAUUCCUCCGAAUGUACGAUUUGUCGUUGUCGUGCGAGGAGCCUGAACAGACACUCCGAUUCAUGGCACCCCAACCCAAGCGCCGAGGAUUCGUGUUAGAGGAGGAAGAGGUUGAGGCUGCGUCCAUGUGCUUUGGUGAUGCGAAUGGCUGGGGGCUCACAACCGUGUAUGCGCUUAUGAAGAAUGGCGAUGUUUAUGCUGCGUCGCCGGUUGUGCCGAAGCAUUCGGUGUGUGAGCGUAAGUGGUUGGAUCAGCUUGUCGUUUCGGUACAGGCUAGUCAUGAUGAUAGCGAGGACGGGAAGCUGAGGACGCGCUGGGUUAAUGAUGUUGUUGGACAGGCGAAGGCGGACGACAUGGGUUUGGGCUCGCCAUCAUUGGUGAAUGGGGGACUCGAUACCACUCUUGUCGGAUUCAGGAAACCUAACGGGACUUACAAGGUACCUGCGAUUCAAGGUCCUUUCUUGUUCCAGCCUGCUCCUUUGUACUUCUCUGAUGAUGAGAUCUACGCAACGGAUAUCACCUAUGUUUCUUCAGGUUUCAUCGGAGUGCUUGUCAUUGCAUCCAGUGACGGAAAGCUUGACGUGUGUUUGGAUGUCGAACCGGUCGAGGCAAUGUGGGCCAAUGCAGGACAAAACUGUCCGGUGGUCAGCGUGUACGAGUCCAUCAACCUUGGACUUGAGAAAUAUGCAAACAAGUUUGCUCCUGUUUUGUUGAAAGACGAGCAUGCCCCCGGGAUCUUCUACAUCAAACAUUGUGCCGGUGUACAUCAGAUCAACGUCUCAACCUGGCUCGCCGCACUGCAACAAGAAGACGUCGAGGACGUCGUAAGAGAGGGCGAAAGCAGCGAAGUCAGCAUCCUUCUCAACACCGACGCCGCAAAGACCGGCGAAGCCACCCCCGCCGUCGGCCUCGCAGUCUUAUUCGACUCGUACCUAGGAUACGGUACCAUCGCUGUCUUGAGCACAGGUCAAGUCGUAGUAAAUGAAUUGGAGUUUACGAACUUGGGACACGAGUCGGAUGAUGAGGAGCCUAUGACCCCCGAAGCUGUGGAUAUGGAAGAUCCGAUUAUGAAUGGACCGAGGUAUAUGUCUUUGUUGUCGAGGCCUGCAUACACUAAACCGGCUGCGUUGAGUGCGCCUAAGGCUGUGUCACAGUUGGUUGUGCCAGUGAGUAUGAAGGGUCCUUUGGUGCCUAAUGAGACUUCGUUGAGGUUCUUGGCUACGGUUAUUCAGAAGAUGAGGGAGGAUAUUCGGAGGGUGUUUGAUGCCGGCAGACUGAUGCAGUCGAGGCUCGAAUCACAACAGAAAGAGUACUCCCGCCAAUUGGCCAAGUUGAAUGAUUUGGCGAGGAAAUUGAAGGAGGGUUGUGGUUCGGAGGUUAUUAGUGAGCGCCUGCAGGGAGCUCUUGACAGACAGAAGGAUUUGGAGAAGAGGGCGGAUGCGUUGUUGCAGAAUCUUAUUGCGACACAUUCGCCUGCAUUGAGUGAUGUUGAGAAGAAGUGGUUUGUCGAGUUGAAGAGGAUGAAUAACAAGGUGGAGGGUAUGAAGGGAUAUACGGGGCGCCUGGAGGCCGCGAAGGAGCGAUGGAACGAGGUGCAAGAGAGUUUACGAUUGAAAAAGGAGCAAGUCAGGAUCAUUGGUGGAAGCGAAGAUGGUGGUGUGGGGACGCCGAUCAAACAGGGCGAAGCGAGGGAAUUGAAGGCGAUGUUGGAUGAAGAGGAGGAGAUGAUUGCGAAGACGAAGAGCAAACUGGAGCGAUUGCUAGAGAAAUCUUUGAAAGCUUAA
This is a messenger RNA of Saitoella complicata NRRL Y-17804, 2247 nucleotides long. RefSeq lists its product as uncharacterized. Gene Ontology annotation, molecular function: structural constituent of nuclear pore. The transcript is spliced from 2 exons. Gene Ontology annotation, cellular component: nuclear pore. NCBI's taxonomy places the organism in Eukaryota, Fungi, Ascomycota, Saitoellomycetes, Saitoellales, Saitoellaceae. The record is from RefSeq and is a predicted model, not a curated record. Gene Ontology annotation, biological process: mRNA export from nucleus; ribosomal small subunit export from nucleus; ribosomal large subunit export from nucleus. The coding region runs from base 1 to 2247 and encodes 748 amino acids.